Messenger RNA from Lasiodiplodia theobromae, 2784 nucleotides. Its product is annotated as Fatty acid synthase beta subunit dehydratase. Gene Ontology annotation, cellular component: fatty acid synthase complex. Gene Ontology annotation, molecular function: fatty acid synthase activity; enoyl-[acyl-carrier-protein] reductase (NADH) activity. The transcript is spliced from 2 exons. The record is from RefSeq and is a predicted model, not a curated record. The coding region runs from base 1 to 2784 and encodes 927 amino acids. Gene Ontology annotation, biological process: long-chain fatty acid biosynthetic process. NCBI's taxonomy places the organism in Eukaryota, Fungi, Ascomycota, Dothideomycetes, Botryosphaeriales, Botryosphaeriaceae.
AUGGCGGCUACCACGACUUCCCCCCUGCAUCUCACCUCCGGGACCAUCAAGUGCGCCCUCGAAGUCGACUCGACGCAGCUGGCCUCCCUGAUCGGCCAUCGCGAUGCCUUCCAGGCCAGUCUGCCCAGUGACGACACGCCGCCCUCAUCACCAGGCGAGCUGGCAUUACGCUUCGUUGCGUAUUUGGAGUCGUCCUCAGUACCUCCCUCGGUUCUCACUGCCGCCUUGAGCGCCUUCGAAGACCAAUUCCUCUCCACCACCGACAUCCACACCCUCGCCCUCUCAUCACCAAGCGGCGUGCAGGCAGGGCGCGACCUGCUGCGCAGCUACUACGACGCUCUCUCCCGCUGCUCCAAGCAACCCACCCAAACUCCCAGCGCGCUCGUUUCCGCCGCCGCCACCGGCUCCAAGCAACUGCACCUCAUCUUCGGCGGCCAAGGCGCCGCGAACCCCGCCUGCUUCACCGAGCUGCGCAGCCUCAUCUCGACCUACUCCCCCCUCCUCACCCCGCUCCUCACCGUCGCCUCUGCGGAACUCUCCACCCUCUCCCGCGACCCCUCGACGCACGGCUUCUACGCGGGCCGCGAAAUCGACCUCGCCACCUGGCUCGCCGACGAGUCCGCCGUCCCGGACUCCUCCUUCCUCGCCAGCGCGGCCGUCAGCUUCCCGCUCAUCGGCCUCGUCGGGCUGGCGCACUACGCCGUCACCUGCCGAACGCUCGGCAAGACCCCCGGCGAGCUGCGCAGCCUCCUGCGCGGCGGCGUAACGGGCCACUCACAGGGCUUGGUCGUCGCCGCGGCCGUCGCGCAGUGCGGGACGUGGGACGAGUUCUUCGCGGCGGCGCGCGACGCGGUGCGGCUGCUGUUCUGGCUCGGCUUCGAGAGCCACGCGGCGGCGCCGCGGUCGGCGCUGGCGGCAGCGGAUGUGCAGGACUGCGUGGAUGCCGGCGAGGGCAGGCCGGGCAUGAUGCUGAGCGUGCGCGGGCUGAGGCGGAAGGAGGUGGAGGAGCUGGUGGCAAGGUGCAAUAGGGACUUGCCCGGGGAUGGGCAGGUGUACGUCGCGCUGCGGAAUACGACGGAGAAUUUUACGCUGUCGGGCCCGGCGCGGUCGCUGAGAGGCGUGUGUUUGCACGUCAGGACGAUCGCGGCGGAGGAGGGCGUCGACCAGGCGCGCGUGCCGUUCCGGAAGCGCAAGAAGGUUGUCAGAGCGUCCUUUCUACCCAUCAGCGCGCCGUUUCACAGCCCGUACUUGGCCGACGCCGCGGCCAAGGUUAAAGAAAGGAUGAAGGCGGCUGGCUGCGGCCUUUCGACGGCCAGCAUGGCGCUGCCGGUGCACCACAGCAAGGACGGCCGCGACCUGCGAACAGUGACGGACCGCUCCGCCACCGACACGCUCAUCGACGCCAUCGCCCUGGAGCCCGUCGACUGGCCAGCGGCGCUGCAACUGCCCGGCGCCACGCACGUCGUCAUGCUGGCCAGCGGGCGGCUCGGCGACGUCGUGGACAUGGUCAAGCAGGGGCAGGGCGUCAUCGUCGUCAACGCCGCCACGCUCGCCGCGCCGGACGCCACCCAAACAACCAAAGUCGACCUCUUCGCCGCGCAGCUGCCGGCGCACAAGCUGCACGCCACAUCGUGGAGCGAGCAGUUCCGGCCGCGGCUGGUCCGCGACGCGACGACGGGCGCCGUCCAGCUCGACACGCGCCUCAGCCGCGUCCUCGGCGCGCCGCCCGUCUUCACGGCGGGCAUGACGCCAACAACAGUGCACUGGGACUUCGUCGCGGCCGUCAUGAACGCGGGCUACCACAUCGAAAUGGCAGGCGGCGGCUACUUCGAGCCGUCCAGCAUGGCCUCUGCCAUCGAGCAGGCCGCCGCCUCCGUCCCCGGCGGGCGCGGCAUCACCGUCAACCUGAUCUACGCCUCGCCCGAAGCCAUGCGCUGGCAGAUCACGCUCCUCGCCGACCUGCAGCGCCGCGGCGUCCCCGUCGACGGUCUGACUAUCGGCGCUGGCGUGCCGUCGCCCGACAUCGCGUCCGGCUACAUCACGACCCUCGGCCUCAAGCACGUCGGCUUCAAGCCGGGCUCGGCCGCCGCGAUCAGAGACGUGCUCGCCAUCGCCGACGCGCACCCGCGGUUUCCCGUCGUGCUGCAGUGGACCGGCGGCCGCGGCGGCGGGCACCACUCGUACGAGGACUUCCACGAACCAAUCUUAGACCUGUACGCUGAGAUCCGCAAGCGCAGCAACGUCGUGCUGGUCGCGGGCAGCGGCUUCGGCGACGCGGAGGGCGCAUUCCCGUAUCUCAGCGGCGAGUGGGCGCGGCAAGCGCCGUACGAGAGGCAGGCCGCGAUGCCGUUCGACGGCGUGCUGCUCGGCAGCCGCAUGAUGGUGGCGCGCGAGGCGCACACGUCGCCGCAGAGCCGCGAGUUGAUCGUGGCUGCGCCUGGCCUGAAAGACGAGGCGGAGUGGGACAGGACGUACGAGAAGCCCGCGGGCGGCGUGCUGACGGUGCAGUCGGAGAUGGGGCAGCCCAUUCACAAGCUGGCCACGCGCGGCGUCAAGCUGUGGGCCGAGCUGGAUAAGACCGUGUUCAGUCUCCCCCGUGCGCAGCGCGCGGCGGCGCUCGCGAGGAUGCGGGAUACGCUGAUCCCGCGCUUGAAUGCGGAUUUCGCGAAGCCGUGGUUCGCGGUGGAUGAGGCGGGCAGCGGACCGGCGGCCGAGGUCGCGGAUAUGACGUACGCAAGAGUGUUGGCGAGGUUGGUCGAGUUGACCGUGCGCGGGACAGGCUGA